Zasmidium cellare ATCC 36951 is the source of this 1305-nucleotide messenger RNA. RefSeq lists its product as uncharacterized. NCBI's taxonomy places the organism in Eukaryota, Fungi, Ascomycota, Dothideomycetes, Mycosphaerellales, Mycosphaerellaceae. The transcript has 2 exons. Gene Ontology annotation, molecular function: NAD+ kinase activity. Gene Ontology annotation, biological process: NADP+ biosynthetic process; NAD+ metabolic process. The coding region runs from base 1 to 1305 and encodes 434 amino acids. The record is from RefSeq and is a predicted model, not a curated record.
AUGAGGCGAGCCUGGCGAAGCUGGCAAAGCACACACGCGCCACAAACGCAAUCAUUUUCAACGUCCGCACCGCGAAAGGAGAUUCGGAGCAUCACUGAGCUUCCGCCACGUGUGCAUCCAAAGUUUCAAGAGACGAGCAACCAUGAACUUUUGGCCUUGCAGUGGCCCUCUCCGCCCCGGAACGUACUGCUGGUGUGCAAGGACGACGAUACCGAAGUCGGCAGCGCCUUGAGCGAAUACGCGAACCACAUUCACGAGGUCUAUCCAGGCUCAUCGUUGAUAUUUGAGCCCGAGGUUGCGAAACAGAUUCAUGAAUCCUUCUCUUUCCCCAUCUACGCCACCAACGGCGAAGGAAACAGCGCAUAUCAGGAGAAUGUAGACCUUACGUCCACCCUAGGCGGUGAUGGCACUAUCCUUCAUGCAGCCUCUCUCUUCGCCACGGCCAAGAGCGUGCCUCCCAUCCUAUCCUUCAGCAUGGGCACCUUGGGCUUUCUAGGAGAGUGGAAGUUCAACGAGUACAAACGAGCCUUUCGCGAGGCCUUCGUUUCAGGAGCGCCUUCUCCUUUACCUCCAAGGAGCACUGACGAGCCCGAAACCAAGGACAGGCCUCAAGGAUGGGUCCAAAUGCGCGGCAAAUCGAUGGGAGCAUCUCGCAACUCCAGGAUUUUGCUACGCAAUAGGUUGCGAAUUGGCAUAUUCGACUCGAAUGGACAGCGCCUUCCCCAUGAACCGCCGUUCGCUCACGCGGACAACAAAUGUGAGGACAUUUUCGCGUUGAACGAGGUCCUUUUGCACAGGGGUGCCCUGCCACAUCUUUCGCAUAUCACAAUUCUGAUUGGUUCUCCGCCACAUCAGCGUACCUUGACGACAGCUAUUGCAGAUGGGUUUCUGGUUUCGACCCCUACUGGUUCGACAGCAUACAGUCUGUCAUCUGGUGGCUCUAUUGUGCAUCCAUUGGUGUCCUCCAUUCUUCUGACACCCAUUUGCCCUCGAUCGUUGUCUUUCAGGCCUCUGGUCUUGCCUGCAAACACUCCCAUAACACUACGCAUCGAUCAGGAGAACCGCGGCAAAGAGAUUGAAGUCUCAGUCGAUGGUGUGCGGCGACAGAAGGGUCUGAGAUCCGGCAUGGAGGUUAGAGUGGUUGGUGAAGAAGUGCGGUCGCAAGGAGCGCCGGGUGAGAGAGACUGGCUGCGUGGCGUCCCCAGCAUUGUCAGAUCUGGUGGUGCAGCAGACGGCGAGGAUCAUUGGGUUGGGGGUUUGAACUCGUUGUUGAAGUUCAACUAUCCUUUUGGCGAGGACAGCUGA